CGGACAGAGAGAAGGUUCUCCGCUUCAACAGUGCUUGAACGGCAACCUUAGCUUCUGUCUUUCCUCGCAAUCAUUUCCUUUAAUUCUGAUCAGUUUCAGCACGGAGAAAUUACUUAAUCGUUAAGGUAUUUAGAUUACAUCGCUGAACAAAGCCAUAAACCUUCCGCUUGAAGCCGUCCAGCAUAGCUAAACUACAAAGCUAAACCGACGAAGCAACAUGAGCUCUCAGGUGAGACAGAAUUUCCACCAGGACUGCGAGGCUGCCAUCAACCGGCAAAUCAACCUGGAGUUGUACGCCUCCUACGUCUACUUGUCCAUGUCAUACUACUUUGACAGAGACGACCAGGCUCUGCACAACUUUGCCAAGUUUUUCCGCAAGCAGUCACAUGAGGAGCGCGAGCAUGCCGAGAAACUGAUGAAAGUCCAGAACCAGAGAGGAGGAAGAAUUUUCCUACAGGACAUCAAGAAACCAGAGCGUGACGAGUGGGGCAGUGGUAUGGAGGCUCUGGAGUGUGCACUACAGCUGGAGAAGAAUGUUAACCAGUCCCUGUUGGACCUGCACAAGGUGGCCACCGAUCACAACGACCCCCAUAUGUGUGACUUCAUUGAGGCACACUACCUGGACGAACAGGUGAAGUCCAUUAAGGAGCUUUCUGACUGGGUCACUAACCUGCGCCGUAUGGGAGCGCCUCAGAACGGCAUGGCUGAAUAUCUGUUUGAUAAACACACACUGGGCAGUGAGAGCAGCUAAAUCCCUUCCAAGCCACCUUCAAUUAGAUACGGUCCUGCCAAAAUGAUUACCUUUUUUUUUCUCCCCCCCACCAGAUGGUCCAAUUAGUGCUCAGUUUUCAGCUUCUUCCUGCUUCAACAUGCUUCCUGUCUGCUCCUUAGUGUAACUUAUGUGUGAUGUAUUGCUGAAGGUGUAAUUCCAAUCAAAUAAAAAAAAAACUGCUGGA
Messenger RNA from Ictalurus punctatus (channel catfish), 956 nucleotides. It is a transcript of the gene fth1a, whose product is annotated as ferritin, heavy polypeptide 1a. Gene Ontology annotation, biological process: iron ion transport; intracellular iron ion homeostasis. NCBI's taxonomy places the organism in Eukaryota, Metazoa, Chordata, Actinopteri, Siluriformes, Ictaluridae. Gene Ontology annotation, cellular component: cytoplasm. Gene Ontology annotation, molecular function: ferrous iron binding; ferric iron binding. The record is from RefSeq and is marked provisional.